AUGCGCGGACGACUUCGCAGCAAGAAGAUUUUUUCCCCUCUCAAGCUGAUUUUAUUUCUCGUUGUAUUUUCAUUUCUCUCGAAUCUCUUCCCUUCCGAACUGAUCAACCCCUCCUACGAGCGUCGGACUUUCAAGACCUUUACCUGGCUGAGUGUCAAAAACUCAAGAAAAGGAAUUUUCGAUCAAGCCAGAGAGUACGUCGUGGAAAGCGUUGGCACUGAUGUCUUCUACGUUCUCUUCAAUCUUGGCCGUCUCAUCUUAGCCAUGGUUUUAAAAGACUACAUCGCGGACCAAAUUCCAUAUUUGAAGACAAAAACGGUUGGUCAGAAACUCGUCAAGACAAUGCAAAUGCAACUCAAUGAAGAAUCUUCCGAUGAAGAUGUUUCCGGCCGGAGAAUAACAGAGGUAGAAUUCGCCAAGCAGAAGAAGGCUCUUGGAGCAACAGGAGCAGCUGCGGCGACAGGAGCUUCAGCAGUCGCCGUCAAUUUGGUUGGAUUUGUCAAGAACAUCAUCAGCACGACAAAGAUGAUGGCGAAGUUCAUCUACUACAUCCUCCGAAUGGUUCUCAUGGCUGUCUUCAUGGUCCUCAAUCUCCCUCGACAAAUUCUUCUCGGAACGCUGACCGGCCUGAGCGCGGCUGGAGUUAUUCCCGAAGAAUCGAACUUCCACCGCAUUGUGCGAAAUACGACUUUCAAGGAGAUCUUUGUCGAUGGCGUUGCUGAAAUGUUCCAUGUCUCCGACUCUGAUUUGACGUCGGAAGAUUUGAUGGUCAUUGGAGCACGUGACUCGCAAAUUGGACUGAACGAUUGGGACUCGUCGGAUUCCGAGGAUCAUAAAUGCGCUGAUGGAACAUGUCAAGUCUGCGAACAAACGAGACCAAGAAGUAUUGUUCAAUCAGGUGACUCAUCGACAGUUUUGAAUAAAAAUCUAGGCCCCUCCGCGGGAUUCAAACGAAUUUCCCCGAAACGAAAUUCCCGCGCCUCUUCCCGCGCUUCUCCGACCGCUCAAGCUCGGCGAGAAACCGUGGUUAGUCCUCGAUCCGUCGCUGGAACUUCCUUUGUCACUGCACGAGACAUGACCGAGGAUCAAGAAAUGAAUGAUCUGCUCGAGUGGGCGCAUCAGCACUUCAAGCAAUAA
Messenger RNA from Oikopleura dioica, 1137 nucleotides. Lineage: Eukaryota; Metazoa; Chordata; Appendicularia; Copelata; Oikopleuridae. The record is from the annotation of a GenBank genome assembly.